AUGAGAAUUGUGUUUGUGAUUGGGUUUUUGAUGGCCUUCACGUCGGUGUUGGCGGUCGCCGCCCACUGGGCACCCGAGGACCACGAGAUCUUCAAGUUACGGGACCAGGUGGAGGAUGAUUUGGGCAAAGGUGCCACUUUCUACUCGUGGUUGAACUUGAAGCAAGGUUCCAAGUCCACUUUGGAGGAAAUCUCCAAAGCAUACCGAAAAAAGUCCAGACUGCUUCACCCGGAUAAAUUCCACUCCGCCAAGAAGUCUGUGAGGGAAAUUGCCGAGGAACGGUUCCAACGUCUUUCGUUGGUGGGAAACAUCUUGAGAGACCAGCUGUUGAAGACCAGGUAUGAUUAUUUCCUUGAAAGAGGGUUCCCCAAGUGGAAGGGAACCGGCUACUACUAUUCGCGGUUUCGCCCGUCAAUGUUGGUGACGGUGGUGUUCUUGUAUGUGGUGGUUGGUGUGUUUCACUUCAUUACGUUGAGAAUCAGUCGCCAACAGGACUUCAAGCGGGUUGUUCAGUUGAAAGAACAGAUCAAAUACGGGGCUUGGAAUGGCAACCUUCCUCCCACGGAUGGGCUGAGCAUCCAGGUGACGAGCCCCACAAACGGGAAAGAGUUUGUGGUGUAUGCCACUGGUGACGUGUCCAUGGUAGAAACCGAUGACAAUGGAAACACCCAACUCUGGCGGUUGGACGAACACGAUAUCAAGACCAGCGUAGGGUUCAAGGACACAUUAUUCUUCCGGUUCCCGGUGUUUUUGUAUAAUAGCAGUUUGGGAAAUGUUUUGGGACAAAUAGAUACGGCAGAGCCGGCGAGUGAGCAUCAAGAUGAUAAGCCCAAGCCAAAGAAGAAGCUGAACAAGAAUAAAGGUGAUAAGUUGGAGCUUCCAAACGGGAAAGUCAUUUAUGGCAGAAAAAAUUUGAAGAAGAGAAAGUAG
Yamadazyma tenuis ATCC 10573 is the source of this 930-nucleotide messenger RNA. RefSeq lists its product as uncharacterized. Lineage: Eukaryota; Fungi; Ascomycota; Pichiomycetes; Serinales; Debaryomycetaceae. Gene Ontology annotation, cellular component: endomembrane system. The record is from RefSeq and is a predicted model, not a curated record.